CUCUUUGUUUGGACCAUGACAUCCCUUCAUUUGGUAGUCCCUGGCCAAGUGAUUGCCUCGUCGUCGUCCUCUGUGGGAACUGAUGGCGAAGACUCGUUUUUGAAAGGCCACGGCACGUAUUUGGAACGCGUGACGAACACCAGCACCAACGAAGCCGAACAACGGCUCGUAGCCAGUGUGGUGGGGAUUGUCCAUCGGGUCAACAAACUCAUCACAGUCAUUCCAGCAUCCUCGGGCGUCUACGAUGGACAAGUGGGAGAUCUCGUCGUGGGACAAGUCACGGCCGUGGGCCCGACGCGGUGGAAAGUAGCAUUGUGUGGCAGUGGUCAAAGAGAAGCGCAAUUGCCGCUGACGGGCAUGGUCUUACCGGGCGGGGUCCAACGCGUGCGAACGGCCCAAGAUCAACGCGAUAUGCGACAACAUUUGCAAGAAGGCGAUUGGAUUUCGGCCGAAGUGCACAAAAUCAACCCCAACGAUGGCAGUCUCCUCUUGCACACGCGAUCGAUGCGGUACGGAAAACUCUCCUAUGGCACCCACACGUGUGUUCCACCCGCAUUGAUGCCGCGUCGUAAAAAUCACUACUACACGGACUUUUUAGAUCAAGUCGAUGUCGUCUGGGGCGUCAAUGGACAAAUUUGGAUUCAACGCAAAUUGAGUGCGUUGCAAGGCUAUCAUAAUAAUGUCGCACAAGCCGAAAAUGAUCGCGACGAAGAUCGACACGAACGAUUGCGACAAGAACACGCAUCGACGCCCUUGCUGCAAGACGAUCGCAUGGCCGUGGCGCGAGUCCGCAAUGCCAUUGAAUGUCUCGCCAUGGUACAUGCCAUGGUCACACCGGAACAUGUCGAAACGGUCUAUCGGCAGAGCAGCCAUUUGCGACCCGCCGACAUGUUGUUGCCAGACAAUGUCAUUGCAUUGACCGCUUGUACGAGGCAAUAGUAAUAUAGAUAUGUAUCAAAUAUGCGAUUUUCUUUUAUUC
Messenger RNA from Seminavis robusta, 979 nucleotides. The record is from the annotation of a GenBank genome assembly. Lineage: Eukaryota; Bacillariophyta; Bacillariophyceae; Naviculales; Naviculaceae.